UAAUAACUUCAGAAAUCAAUCCGGGUCCAUCCAUUACGGACGGAUUACGAAACUCGGUUAACAAAUAAACUUAAUUUUUUAAAGUGUAGUGGUUAAAAAUUAAAUUAAAAAAAAACAUACAAUUAAAACAAAAGUUAAAGUUAUUUAAAAACCCUAUUGGUUAUUUUAUUAACAGUUUUGUAGGAAGAGUAAUUAAAACACACAUAUUUAAAAAAAUAUAUACCUAAACAUGUGUAAUAAAAUAUUUCACCGCAUUGCACUAUUGCUAUUUAUGGUUUUAACAUAUUGUGCAGCAAAAGAUUUGCCUGAGGCUUUUAACAAAUGUAAAAGAGAUUCAAGUUUUGAUAAAUGUCUUGUGGAUGCGGUGAACAAGGCAAUACAAGUAUUAAAACCAGGGAACAAAGAAUUCGGCAUUCCACCACUGGAACCAUUGGCUGUAAAAUCACUUAUUAUAGAUGCUGGAACAGCACCAAUCAAUCUGAGGCAAACAAUGAAAAAUGUCUUAGUUAAUGAUAUGAUAUCGACAAGUAAAAUAAAAAGAUACAGGACCGAUUUGGACAAUCAUCUUAUUAUCUGUGACAGUGUAACAGACCGUAUUGAAAUGUUGGGAGAUUAUGAGAUGUCCGGAAGGAUACUUUUGUUACCCAUCACUGGGAGUGGGCGUGCAAAUAUUACACUAGUGAGCUCGAAAAUUGAACAUCGUUUGAUUGGUGAGCCUUUUGAAAAAGAUGGUGUUAAGUAUAUGCGUUUGAAGGAUUAUCGUGUCUCAUUUUCUCCAAAACGUGUCUACAUGCAUUUUGAAAAUCUGUUUAACGAUGCCACACUCUCGCAAACUAUGAAUCGCUUUUUAAACGACAAUUGGGAAACAGUGUUUAAUGAAUUAAAAACUGGCUAUGCCAAGAGUUUUGGAAAAAUUUUCCGCGAAAUUUCAAAUCGUUUGUUUGAGAAUGUACCUAUGGAUUUAAUGUUUUUAAGAUAAAUAUAAAAAAUUAAUGUAUCUAUGUAAAUAAAAAAAAAUUAAAGUUGCGGCUAGACUAUAGUAUUCAAAUGUAUGUUUGUUAUCUUGUAUCAAUAUUAUUAUUAUAAAUUUUACGUAAAUUGUUUGAUUUCGUUAUCUAUUUAUGGUAUUUUGUUGUUCUUCUUAGUAAUAGAAUUAAUUUAAGAAUUAAAAUGAAAUUUUUAUAUAUUUAAGUACAUACAUAUAAAAUGUAUUCUGUAAGCACUCCACUGAUAUUAAUUUAGUACUAUACACUGUAUUUUCAAUAAAAAAAUACAUACGUACUGUAAUAAAACAAUAAAAUGUUUAAACACA
Calliphora vicina (urban bluebottle blowfly) is the source of this 1312-nucleotide messenger RNA. RefSeq names its product Juvenile hormone binding protein 12 (gene Jhbp12). The record is from RefSeq and is a predicted model, not a curated record. The coding region runs from base 230 to 979 and encodes 249 amino acids. The transcript has 4 exons. NCBI's taxonomy places the organism in Eukaryota, Metazoa, Arthropoda, Insecta, Diptera, Calliphoridae.